Molecule: messenger RNA, 3193 nt
Organism: Gambusia affinis (western mosquitofish)
Lineage: Eukaryota; Metazoa; Chordata; Actinopteri; Cyprinodontiformes; Poeciliidae
Exons: 3
Coding region: 248-781 (177 amino acids)
Source: RefSeq, a predicted model, not a curated record
GUCGCCAUGACAACACAGAAGUAGGGUUAACCUAAGCCGAGCAGAGGAACCGGCACUUACAGGGUUAACAUCUGAGGAGAACCGGAAGCCGAGGUGGGGGGAAAAGGGGGGGAAGCAUCAGAAGAGGAAGAGGAGGAAGAGGAGCAGCUUACCUUCCCUCCGCCGCCGCCGCCAAUGCCAGACGACGACCAAGCUGACGACAUGACCCAGAACCACCAGGGCCGGGAAGGCGGCGGGUCCGGCCGGCAUGGGCCCGCGGUACGGAGGACAGACCCGGACGAGGAGCACUGGGAGCACUGGGAGCACUGGGUGGGGGCAGCGGCGCUGUGGGUGUGGUGCCGUCCCGCACUUUAAACCAAAAGCCAACUUCUCUCUGACUUUAACUGCACGCUGCCCUCCCCCCUCCCCCCCUGCUGCCGCCGCCGGCCCGGUGACUCAGUCCUUCCUCCUCCUCCUCUUCCUCGCUAGUAAAACUGAUCCGGCGCUCCAGGCGCGCAGCCUUGGAGCCAAAAAUAAGGUUCAGUCUGUCUGGGUACAGAGAGCGAACCGGGCCGGACCGACUGCUGCAGGCUGUCUGCACAGGAACCACAGCCCCGAACGGAGCACGCUCAGUCGGGACGCCGGAGGAAAACCAAGAUGGCGGAACCUGAUGGUCCUCAGUGUGCAGGUUCAGCGGCGACGGACUCACUGCCAAGCAACUUUUAAAGGAGCAGAAAAACAUUUCACUGAUGAACGACGGGGCAGGAAGCGUUCAGCUUUUAAAACAGAUCCUAAUGAAUGAUAUGGAUGGAAACUCCAGAGAGGCCUGUGAAGAGACAUGAGGACAGAAAGCAUCUGGACCAGGAACUCUCCAGGGAACGUGGCUAAGAUGGCCGACAGAGAGCAGCUAAUGGAAGCAGGCGAGACGCAGAGUAACAACCUGCAGGAAACUCCGGCUGCAGCUUCAGGAUGGGAAACUCUGCAGAAGAAGACAGAAAGCGGAGGAAGGAAACGUGACCGCUGCAGUGAGUCACCAGAACCACUGCCAGGGCGUGGCCGGUCCGGUAUGCCUGCUGCCAUGGCAACGGACACACCACAGAAACACGAGCACACACACACGACAGCGACACCAUCAACACACACACGGUUCCUGGAAGUGAGACUGAGUCACAGAACCAGAACCUAAAUAUAUCGAAAAAACCUCCUGAGAUCAACCACAAAAAGAAAAAUACCAAACAGACAAGAAGUAAAACCUAAAGUUAUUUCUGCUUCUUCAGCAACAAAACUUAAAGUUAUGGUUUAAAGCAGCUGCUUCAACCAAAAACAGUUUAUUCUGAAUUCACCAGAACAUCCAUCAGCAACCACAACACGAUCUGGACCGGACCGAACCGGACAGCUACAAUGCCGUGUUUACUACACUACAUUACACAUAAAGCAAAACCCUCUGUUGAUGAGGAACGAGUGUCUAAUGCUGAACCCUAACCCUAACCCUAAGCAAGCAGCCAGGAUCCUUUAGGGCGGGGCAGGGGAGGAGUCUAAACCUGCUGGGGGAAGAUUUAGCACUUUACACCAGUUAAACUGCUAACUGGUGUAUGGGCAGACAACAACACAAACAGACACCAGAUCAUGUUUUGUUUUUUAGUCCAGUUUGACUUCUGGAGAUCUUUGUUGUGUUCAGGAGCCAAUAAGGCUUCCUGCCCGCAAUUUUAACCUCAGUUUCCCAGACAAUUAGCAACUGGAUUGUCCAGAAAACAUAAGGAGCCUCUGACUCCUCCCACGCUGCUCUGCCAGAACUACAAGCAUGACUCAGCGCUCUGCUUCCCAACGCUGCAACUACAGACAAACCCAUUCUGGAAGAAGAAAUCGCUCUGUUGCUGAGGUUUCUGAGGAAACUACAAGAUUCAAACUACCAGCAGCAACAACAGCAGCAACAAGCGGUGUCCCCAUCACUUCCCCUGAAGUUCUUGCGUUCUGUUUCACUUUACAGCGGUCACUGCAGCAAAGUGCCACGUUUGUUGCUAGGAGACGGUUUGUACAGCAUCACGUUCCUGUUGAUCCCAGCGUGGAACAGCAACCAAGUGAACCUGGAGAUGAGGUUUCUAUCUGAACCUGCAUGUUUUAAUCCAGACGCUAACUAGAGCAGAUUAUUCAUUCACAUGGUGCAACAGGUCUCAUUAGAGGAGAAGAAGAAGAAAAACAGAAGUAGAAGAAGAAACCCUGCAGCUCAUUAAUCCCUCAGAUGAGUUUCUGGAUUAUAAUAAUCUGGUUUAAUGAGCAUAAAAACUGCUUUCAGAGAGAGCUGUUUGUUCAGCUGGCUAAUCGCUAAAUCUGCAGCUAAUCGCCUAGCCUGCUGCUAAUCGCCUAGCAUGCUGCUAAUCGCCUAGUCUGCUGCUAAUCGCCUAGCCUGCUGCUAAUCGCCUAGUCUGCUGCUAAUCACCUAGCCUGCUGCUAAUCGCCUAGUCUGCUGCUAAUCGCCUAGCCUGCUGCUAAUCGCCUAGCCUGAUCUAAUCACCUAGCCUGCUGCUAAUCGCCUAGCAUGCUGCUAAUCGCCUAGCCUGCUGCUAAUCGCCUAGACUGCUGCUAAUCGCCUAGCAUGCUGCUAAUCGCCUAGCCUGCUCCUAAUUGCCUAGCCUGCUGCUAAUCGCCUAGACUGCUGAUAAUCGCCUAGCAUGCUGCUAAUCGACUAGCCUGCUGCUAAUCGCCUAGCCUGAUCUAAUCACCUAGCCUGCUGCUAAUUGCCUAGCAUGCUGCUAAUCGCCUAGCCUGCUGCUAAUCGCCUAGCCUGCUGCUAAUCGCCUAGCCUGCUGCCAUCAGAUGACUGAGCAGCUCUGACUCAUGAGAAACGAGGACAUUUCGAACCAACAGACAUUGUUGCCUGUCAGACGGUUGUUUGGUUGCCUGUUUGGGAGUGAAAUCUGAAAGUCCUGCAGUUGAACAGACUUCCUGUCUUCCUGAACAUUUGCAGCUUUGAUGAAUCAGCUCAAGUCUGGGGACAUUUGUUUCCUUUCCUUAGUUUCCUUAGUGACAAUACCUGGACUAAAUGCAUGCCACACUUUUCAGAUUUUUAUUUUCAUAGUUAAAACCAGCUUCCUGUUGGUUUAUUACAUAAAAUCCCACUGAAAUAAAGAUUUGUCAGGAGCCAGACGGGUUUGGCUCUGAAUUAUAAUCAUUUAUAUUUUUCAGAACAGAAUUAAUAAAACCUGAGAUGCUUUUA